Molecule: messenger RNA, 2646 nt
Organism: Cololabis saira (Pacific saury)
Lineage: Eukaryota; Metazoa; Chordata; Actinopteri; Beloniformes; Belonidae
Product: serine/threonine-protein kinase 38-like
Exons: 14
Coding region: 366-1757 (463 amino acids)
Biological process (GO): intracellular signal transduction; peptidyl-serine phosphorylation
Molecular function (GO): protein serine/threonine kinase activity; ATP binding
Source: RefSeq, a predicted model, not a curated record
UGCCAGAAGAACGUCGGUCUCAGGAAGCAGCGGUGCUUAUUUCAUAUUUUGUUGCGAUAAAAUCGAGGGAAACGUAGGAUUUCGGGCAACAGCGGCACAGAUGUAGGCGGUUAAAUAUUGCCGAAUUAUUUGACGGCAGGUUUCUCGUGACGUGUGUGGGAUUUUGUUAUGAUUUGGCGCUGAUAUCGGCGAUGUUUACUGUUAGUCGGGUUCUGUGACGGGCAGCCAAUAACUGCUGCAGCUCAGCUGCCUAGGAAUUAGGCAGAAACGUAAUAACACAUCUCAUUUAUUCAUCUACUUUUCUGCUGGGUCGUGGGUUGGCGACACGCCAAUAAUUUACUCUGGAGCAGGACACGGAGGAUAGUAUGGCCAUGACGGGAGGGACGGCAGCAUCCCUUCCCAUGAGCAACCACACCCGGGAGAGGGUGACCGUGGCCAAGCUGACCCUGGAGAAUUUCUACAGCACUCUGCUCACGCAGCACGAGGAGCGCGAGAUGAGGCAGAAGAAGCUUGAGAAGGCCAUGGACGAAGAGGGUCUGCAUGAUGAAGAGAAAGUAAUGCGGCGCUCGCAGCACGCCCGUAAGGAGACCGAGUUCCUGCGCCUAAAGAGGACGCGACUUGGCCUGGAUGACUUCGAGUCCCUCAAGGUUAUUGGACGAGGUGCAUUUGGAGAGGUCCGGUUGGUACAGAAGAAAGACACGGGGCACAUCUAUGCCAUGAAGAUUUUAAGAAAAGCAGAUAUGCUGGAGAAAGAACAGGUGGCUCACAUCCGGGCAGAGAGGGACAUUCUGGUGGAGGCGGACAGCGCUUGGGUGGUCAAGAUGUUCUACAGCUUCCAGGACAAGAGGAACCUCUACCUCAUCAUGGAGUUCCUGCCCGGGGGUGACAUGAUGACGCUGCUGAUGAAGAAGGACACGCUGUCUGAAGAGGCCACGCAGUUCUACAUCGCAGAGACGGUUCUGGCCAUCGACUCCAUCCACCAGCUGGGCUUCAUCCACCGGGACAUCAAGCCAGACAACCUGCUGCUGGACUCCCGGGGGCACGUAAAACUGUCGGAUUUUGGCCUGUGCACGGGACUGAAGAAGGCUCAUCGCACUGAAUUUUAUAGGAACCUGACGCACAACCCGCCCAGCGAUUUCUCUUUUCAGAAUAUGAAUUCGAAGAGGAAAGCAGAAACAUGGAAGAAGAACAGGAGACAGCUGGCUUACUCCACGGUGGGAACGCCAGACUACAUCGCUCCCGAAGUCUUCAUGCAGACGGGAUACAACAAGCUGUGUGACUGGUGGUCUCUGGGCGUCAUCAUGUAUGAAAUGCUCAUCGGUUAUCCACCGUUCUGCUCAGAGACGCCGCAGGAGACAUACAGGAAGGUCAUGAACUGGAAGGAAACGCUCGUCUUUCCCCCUGAAGUCCCCAUUUCAGAGAAGGCCAAAGACUUGAUACUAAGGUACUGCACUGAUGCGGAGAACAGGAUCGGAGCCGUGAGCGUGGAGGAGAUCAAGACUCACCCGUUCUUUGAGUCCGUGGACUGGGAGCACAUCAGGGAGCGGCCGGCAGCCAUUUCUAUCGAAAUCAAAAGUAUCGAUGACACGUCAAACUUCGACGAUUUCCCAGAGUCAGACAUUCUUCAGCCAGCCAACACGACGGAGCCCGACUUCAAAUCAAAGGACUGGGUGUUCCUCAACUACACGUACAAGCGCUUCGAGGGCCUGACUCAGCGAGGCACCAUUCCCACAUACAUGAAGGCAGGGAAGGCCUGACGCACUCACGCGGCGAGGCAGCGUCCUGCGGAAAACUUGAGACUUUUACGGACACAGGGUCGGGCCGUGGAGCCCCCGCUGGUGCUGGAGGCUGCGCCGCCAGCCCGUCAGUCUAAAUUUAACCCUCAUCACAAGUUACUUAGGUCUGUUCAGCCGCCACGAGAACGCCAACAGCUCAGAAUUGAAGGAGCCUUACCGCAUUACCUCGGUUGUUUGUAUCAUACGUGCCGUAUUUAGCCAUAGCUCUCAGGCCAGCUCAUCAACUAGGACACUAAAUCAGGAUAUUCUGCAUGAUCACAGCCUCUUGCUUUUUUUUUUUUUUUUUUAACUUUCUAAAAGUGACAGAGGGGCUGAGGCUUGAAAACGAUCCUCACGCUGGUAGUUCUUACACUGGUGGCUGAACGAACUCAGAUGCAAGCUUGAGUUUCUCAUUGAAGGCAAGCUCUGAACACUGUAGUCAAACUCUGGAUGAGCGAUAAGAAGUUACUCUGGAAGGAAGGUUCCAGCAUGAUUCAGCGUCUGCAACCUUUUUUUGCUUUUAAAUUUCUAGCCGAGAUUAAACGUAGAUUCAUAUAAUCUAAAUAACAUGAGCAUCAAACACAGUUGAAACAGAUAUCAGUUAGGUGGAACAUGAAGAUAUUGUCUAAUAGUGACGCUAUCUAAGACAUCAGCUUCAGAUAGAUGUUUGGUGGACUUGAGAUCCAGCAGCAGUAUAAACAUGACUGGCAUCCUGAACCAUGUAGAUGAAGGGAUUGAGACCAGUCCCAUCAGGACAGCGUCCUGAUAAAGAUAAAGGACACAACUGAGAGUGACUUUUUGUUGCUUUAAAGCAAGAGUAAGAGGUCCCAGUAAGAGUCAAGGGUUCUGGUUUUCAUCUAACGUGUCAAAC